UGCAUAUUGUCGGCAAAUAUAGAACCCGGAUAUUUUGUUGUUAUUUCAUCUUCAUAUCACCUGAUAUGAUUAGGAUUCUACCCUGAUUAGCUGAUUUCCAAGUUUUAAUUAGUUUUUAAUACUUUACAUUACUGGAAUGCAGCAAGGCCUUUCAACUUUGAUUAGUGAUUAAUCGGUACUAGCUAGUUCGCAAUCUUACAAACUACUCUCAGAAUGUCUCGGUGGGAGCGUUUGAAGCAGCUCGACUCGGUGUCCUUGCAGAAGCUGGAUGAGUUGUAUAGCGGAGAACAACUCCCUAUGGCUGUGAGAGAGUACCUCGCACAGUGGAUCGAGGACCAAGACUGGGAGCAUGCUUCACGGGACACUUCACGAGCAGUGGUCCUCUUCCAGGUCUUGUUGGAGAAUCUGGAUAAUCAGUACAGUCGUUUCAUGCAGGAGAGGGCUUUUCUCAUGCAACGCAACUUCAGACGCUUUAAGCAAGAUUUUCAAAUUUAUCAAGAGGACCCAUGCCCUUUGGCAGAAACCAUCAAUUGGUUCUUGUCCAAAGAGCAAGAGAUUCUAGAGGCUGCUGAACUAGCAAAUGAAGUGCAAAGACUGGAGGUCCAGCAGAGCUCAAUGGAAUUAGAGAAACAGAGACUCGUAGAAAAGAAUAUCAUAGAUUUUAAAAACAAGGUUCAGGCAAUGGAGUACUCAUUGAGGGGCAUAGAGGAGCAACAGGAUGAAUUUGAUUUCAAAUACCAGACACACAAAAUGGAUGGUACAGCGGAUGCAGCGGAGAAGAAUGAGCAGGUCCGAGUGCUUCAGCAGAUGAUCAACAGGAUCAAUGAGUCUAGAAUGUCCUUUCUCUCUCAGAUGUCCUCUCUGUUGGAGUCCUUUGAUUCUCUCCUGUGUAUGGUUUUGGAGGAGCUAGAGGAAUGGAAGAGCAGACAACAGAUCUCUUGUAUUGGUGCUCCUGAUGACACAAAUCUGGAACCCCUGGAGAAAUGGUUCACGCAGCUUGGUGAGGGCGGGUUCCAACUGCGCAAAUUCCUGGAGAAGCUGGAGGAACUGCAGGGGAAGCUGUCUUAUGAACAGGAUCCCAUCAAAGUCCAGAAACCCAUCCUGCAGGAGCAGUUAGACUUGAUUUUAACAAGCCUUCUGAAGAGCGCCUUCAUUGUGGAAACACAGCCCUCUAUGCCUCAGGGUCGAGGCCCUCUCGUGCUGCGUACAAAUGUUCAGUUCUCUGUCAAAACCAGGUUUCUUUUUAAGGUGCCUGAACUCAACCAUGCUAUGAAAGUCACAGUUUCCAUUGACAAGGAAGUUCCACAAGUGAAAGGGUAUCGGAGGUUCAAUGUUCUGGGAACGCUGAGUAAAGUGCUGAAUAUGUCCGAGAGUAUGAAUGGGGGAAUGGUGGCAGACUUUAGACAUUUGACUCUGAAAGAGCAGAAGGUGGGAGGAGGAGGAAAGGGGACCAGUGAUAUGUCACUGAGUGUAACUGAGGAACUCCAUGUUAUACACCUUGAGACACAGUUUGAUUUGCAUGGCCUUUCUGUCUCUCUUGAGACCUCCACUCUACCUGUAGUUGUGAUUUCUAACUCCAGCCAGCAGCAGAGUGCAUGGGCAUCUGUUCUUUGGUUCAACAUGCUCCGUGCUGACUCCAAGAAUUUGCUGUUCUUUGCAAGCUCGCCUACCGCAUCCUGGAGUCAGUUUGGAGAGAUGCUGAGCUGGCAGUUUCUGUCCUGUGGGAAACGUGGCCUGAACUCAGACCAGCUUGACACUAUUGCUCAGAAACUCUUCGGUAAACAAAAGAGUUAUGACAAUUGUAAAAUAUCCUGGACCAAGUUUAGCAAGGAAAAUAUCCGUGACACAAACUUCACUCUCUGGGUGUGGAUGGAUGGCAUUCUGAACUUGGUUAAACUCUACCUUGCAGAUUUGUGGCACGAUGGGUCUAUCAUGGGUUUCAUAACUAAGGCAAAGGAGAAGUCUUUGUUGAAGGGAAAGCAGUGUGGCACUUUUCUCCUGCGCUUCAGUGAAAGCAUCAAGGAUGGAGGAAUUACAUUCAGCUGGGUGGAGUAUUCUAAUGAUGGUAAGCACAACGUGCGGACGGUGCAGCCAUUUAUCAGUGCAGACCUGAAGCAGAUUCCUUUCCCAGAGAUUCUUCGCAACUUUCAAAUCAUGGAAGCCGAGAACGCUCCAGUGUACCCGCUCCAGUUCCUGUACCCAAACAUCCCAAAGGCUCAGGCCAUUGGCAAGUACUACAAUGAAAAGACAGGAGAGGCAAGUCCUUACAUUAAGUAUAUUAAAACCAAGCUGGUCUUUGUUUCAAAAGAGAAUGGGUGUACAAAUGUGGUUGAGGGGCCACCUCCUGGUAUGUGUGCUCAGCACAAUGACCCUUCUGAGGCGAAUGAAGAUGUCAUGUCUAGAGGUCCAGGGAACUCCCCUAUGCUUUCCAGCUGUACCAGCAGUCCUGUUUUAUCCAAUGGGUUUAUAGACACUUUCCAGCAUUUUUCCAGUGAUGAUCCAAAUGUACUAACUGAGGGACUUCUUGACAUAAAUUCAGAUGCAUUUGUUGCUGUUGGUGGUCAAGAUCCCUUCCAGGACAGCAUUCCAGGAGCCAUUUCCCCGGAAGCUGACCUGGGGAACAAUCUGCCUGAAUUUCUUCAUGAUACUGACAUUUUUAUAUCCUUCCAAGAGUUUAAUUUUCUUGUGAGCCAGCCUCUGAGCCCCUGAACUUUGACUUUCUGACCAAUAUUACUAAUAUUACCAAUAUUACUAGCAAGCAGCUUUUACAAUUUUCACAAUUUUGCAAUGCUUGAAGCAAAAUGAGUGAUUGAUUGGUAAUAGUCAAGAUGGCAAAUGGUUUCUGAGACUUUGAAGUAACAUUAAAGUUAUGAGUAUAGAUUCAACUGCAUUAGAAUUUAUUGCAAUGUUUGUUCGCAGUACCUGUGAAAUUACACACACACACAUAUAUAAAUAUAAAUAAAAUGUGUGAGAGAGAGAUCAUAUAGUGGGGCCAACGGGGCAGGAAUUUGCUUUUAGUCAUCGCUAUUACUUUUACAGAUGUGUAGGUCAUUCUAAUUACGCAUGAUUUAAUUAUUUCAUUUCAAAUGAUGGACUGUAAAGCAAUUUAAACAUUUGACAUGUUGCUUGACAUUAGUCAUAAUACUUUUUUUUUUUUUUUUUUUUUUUUUGCACUUGAUGCUCUUACUGAUUUUGUAUUUUUGGCUUGGGUGACACCCAGCUCACCACAUUAGGCAAAUCAGUCAAAAGCUUAAAUAAAACAGUAUAACAUGAUACAUUGUAUAUCUGCAGUCAUGCCCUGACAUGUCCAGAUUUAACCUCUAGACGUAACCUUGGAGCAUAGCUGUAGACAUGGGACAUAUGCCUUUAUGUUUUACUCAUCACAUAGCUGUGUUCCACUACUCUAACACUUAUGUAGAUGCUGCUUCUGCUUUCAACUGACUUGCUGUGUUCUGCACUCCUCAGGUUUUCCUGAGGCAUAAUUGAAGUAUUAUUUACUACUAUGACCACAAGCAUUUAGCUCAGACCCAGAGAUUCUUAACCUCAUACAUAUGUGCACAAACAGGACAUUUCUUAUCUUCCCACUCCAAUAUAGCCGGAAUCAUUCAAAACUUUAUGAAAUACCACAAAAGUAAUACAUUUUUUGUGAUUAGAAUUGUGCAUGGUAUAUUUUCAUAGAGUAAUUUGUUUACCUAACCAACCGAUUUUACAUUGGGAUACAUGGAAACUUUUCUUUUCCAACUAAACUUAUCUAUAGUUGUUGUUUUCCAGCUAUUGCACUAAACCAAAUCAAAAUAUAUUGAACUGUGGGAGCUUAUUAAAGGUUUCUUUUUUUUAAUUUUUUUUAUGUCUUUUAUGAAUAUCAAAACUAAUGCUCUUAUUUUGAUGGGAAAGUUUACAGGUCAAAGAAAAUGGACAUGUUUUAAAUGUUCCCUGUUAAAUGUAGAUUACCUAUUUUUCAAAGGGAUUUUCCUUUCAGAUUUUAAAUGUAAACCAUAAAUAACUGACCUCAUCCUCAAAUGGGUUGGAAAAACAAUAUUGUUUUUAUGUUCUAUCCUGGGAUGUAAAACCCCUUCUGGUUUUAAAAUCUGAACAUGUCUUAUUGAAAUUGCAUAGUUAAUACAUUACCAUAAUUGUAGGUUGCAUUGGCCUGUAGCCAAUAUAAUGCCAAUUUAAUACAAUAUAAUGUUAAUGAUGAUUAGUGAAAGCAACCUUCAUUUAUUGUUUAAAUUCACCUGGUGUCUUAACUUGCCUAUACUCCCCCUAAAGGUAAAUUGUACUAUACAGACAGAUUGUGCAGGUAUGUGAUGUCAGUGUAGGAAAAAUAACGUUCAUUAAAAAAAUAAAUAAUUUUGGUCAAGUGAA
Electrophorus electricus (electric eel) is the source of this 4365-nucleotide messenger RNA. RefSeq names its product signal transducer and activator of transcription 2 (gene stat2). The record is from RefSeq and is a predicted model, not a curated record. Gene Ontology annotation, molecular function: DNA binding; DNA-binding transcription factor activity. Lineage: Eukaryota; Metazoa; Chordata; Actinopteri; Gymnotiformes; Gymnotidae. Gene Ontology annotation, biological process: signal transduction; regulation of DNA-templated transcription.